Messenger RNA from Metopolophium dirhodum (rose-grain aphid), 7396 nucleotides. RefSeq names its product protein PFC0760c-like. The transcript has 49 exons. The coding region runs from base 606 to 7070 and encodes 2154 amino acids. The record is from RefSeq and is a predicted model, not a curated record. NCBI's taxonomy places the organism in Eukaryota, Metazoa, Arthropoda, Insecta, Hemiptera, Aphididae.
CUCACUCCGUCGUGACCUCGCCUCUUCUCUCUUUCGUUCGCGCCUCAUGGUUCCCUUGUCAUUUAUUUUUGUGGUUUUGUUCUCUUUUAUCACAACUUCCAACUCUAUCGUGGUCCUGUUCACAGCCGCCGCCGGUGUGAUAGCGGCUUUAAAGCGAGUGAAUACUGAUUAUAGCGAACGUCGGCUCUUCGUCUUUGUAGUUUUGAAUUUCGACAUUAUUCGCGACGAAUAUUAUUCUUAUUUCUAAUAGUUACGAUAAUAAUACUAUUGUUUGUAAAAACGUUUUUCAUAUUUCAUCCGCAACAUGCGCCUCGUUACGUCUAUUUGCGCCCCGCUUGUUCGUUAAUGAUUGUUAGAAGGCGGCAAUCCGGUUAUACGUUUACUUACGUUCAUCCUUGAUUCGGCUGAACAUGUGGAUUUCCGAUUUAAACGCAUGCUUUUCGCCUGGCUCGUCCUCGUCGGUGUUAUAGAAACUUUAUUUUUAAGCACUGGUGAUUUGAAAUUCAAACUUAGACCAUGAGCCCGAGUAAUAGUAAGUAUAUAAUGGUAUACUAUCUGUAACAUAAUAAUGUCAUGACACGAAACCAUUGGAGUACCUACCUACUAUGAGUUGUGUGUUCAAAACAAACAUCGUAAAAUGCAAACAGUCACCAAAUCGUAAGACAACAUCAGGCAUUAAAAAUAAAAAUGGAAAAAGGUCGUUUUUAAGAACAUCAGAGAAUGAUGUAACUGAUGAUUUUUACUAUAAAAGAAAAAAAUCUAUUAAACAUUCUCAAGUAGAUAUAAAUAAUGCAGUCCUGACAGCACCAAAUGGUUAUAUUAUGACAAGAAAUAAACUAAAAAAACAACUAACAGGUAUAGACAACAGUGAAUUAGUAGAAACUAGUGUCAUAGAAGAUAAAUGUUCCAGAAAUGACAAUAUAAGAAAUAAAUCAAAAAAAGCAAAUAAGAAUAGAAAACCUUCAAACAAAGUCCAUAGAAAAAUUAAAAAUACGUUGCAACUUGGUUUUGUUUUUACAAAUGAUAUUUCUUCUCCAUAUCCUGGAAAACAACUAGAUACCGAAUAUAAAAAAGUCACACCUUCAUUAUUUGAAUCAGACUCUGAUCCAGAAAUUGAUUGUUUUCAAGUAAAGAAUAGUAUAAAAAAUGAACUGGAAGAAAUAUCCACUAGUAUUUCUCAUCCAGACGAUAUAUUAUGUCCGGCAUUUGACAAAAAUGUUGAAAUGAGAACUUAUUUAAACAAAAAAUCAUAUCCUAUUAACAAUAAGUCUAAUAUACAAUCAUUAAAUACAUUUGAAGAAAUUAAUCAAAAACCAUCAAGUUUAUAUAAUCACGUUAAAACUGUCCAUGGUUCUUAUUCGUGUAAUAACAUAACACAAAAUAACAGUAAAACCAGGAAAUCAUUGAAAAUCACUGAUCCUACAACAAGUGAAUGUGUGCAAACAAAUACUGAAGAUGAUGACAUUAUUAUUGUUACUGAAUCAUUUAUAAGACAACUAAAAAACGAAGUUGAAAUAAUAAAAACAGAAUCACAAGGUAGCGAAAUCAGAACUCGACAACUAUUUUAUGAUAAUAAUGCUAAUAAAUCCAAUGAAUCUGAUACAGAGCAACAUAAAGACAAUGAAGUGGUAUCCAAAAUACUGUCUUCAGAUUUUGAGGUGAACCAAAUUAAUAUGUGCACUAUUGAUACUAAUAUUGACAAUAUAUGUGAUAUAAACUUCAAAUCGUCAAUUUCUUCUAAUUUAUUAUUAAAUCAAGACAUGGAUGUUAUUGAUGAAUCACACAAAUUUACACCAUCACUGUCACCAUCACCAUUUGAAACCACUAAUACUGUUGAAAAUAGCUUAAUGAGUAUUUUUGAUGUACCCAAAGAGAACAUUGUUGAAAGUUAUGCUAAUAUUAACGAUAGUUUAAUUAUCAAUUCGGAUUCUAACAUUUCAGCUACAAUUUCAGAGGACAUGAUAGAUCUAAGUAGUUUACAGACUUUUGAAUUUGAUAAUAGUAACUCAGAUCAAUCUAUAGAAAAUCAUCCCAAGUCUGAAAAUAAUACCACUUGCCAUCUUUCCCCAGAUCAUAUUGAACCUGAUCAGUAUUUUCAUUCAGUAACUAAAGAUGAGAUAAAAAUAAAACAAACCGAAUCUUUUAAUAAUAAAGGAAAUUAUAAUUGUCUCAAAAAUGACAAUUUAAGUUGUUCUAAUGAUAGUUAUUCAAAAAAAUAUAACAAUCUUUAUUCCGAAUGCUAUUGUAAAAAUUUUACUAGUUUCAACAACGAUGACAAUAAAAUAUUUACUUCUAAAGUCAAGCAUUUUGCAUUUAAUAAUAAUGCUAAAAAAGUUCGUCAAAAAAUAUUGCGUAAAAAACAUUUAGAAGCCAAUAUUUUAAAUAUGCUUAUUACCAAAGAGCACAAAAAUAUCAUUCAAUCAAGAGAACAUAAACCAAUCUUCAAUUCAAUUUUAAUUAAUAAAAAAUAUGAAAAAUGCAUUGAAUCAAAAAAUAAUGAUCACAUUGCACCAAGCGUUUUAAGUAUGCUUAAAGAUGUCUAUGUAGACGUAGAAUACCUUACUGAAUACUGUGAUUAUAAUACAAGUGCUCAUAAAUUGCCAGAACCGCACACAAAUAAAAAAGAUAUCAAAUUUAAUAUUCAAGCUUCUAAUAUUAAACCAUUAGACAUAACGCGUGCAUUUAAAAACAAUAAUGAUUCAGUAUCAAAUAAUACAUCACAAAAUGAACCAAUUAAUCUUAAACCUUGUGAUGAAAAAUAUGACAAUUUUAAUAAAAACGAAAUAAUCGAUAAUGCUUCUGUAUCAAAUAGUACAACGAAAAAUUAUCCAAUUUCUCAUAAAAUUUGUUAUGAAAAUGAUGUCAACUUUAAUAAAAACAAAACAAUUGAUAAUGUCCCCAUGUCAAGUACUAAAACGACACAAAACCCAAUCAACAAUAAACCUAGUGAUGAAAGUUAUGUUAAUUUUAGUAAAAACAAAAUAAUUGAUGAUUCUAAAAUAAAUAUUCCAAAAAAAAAAAAAACAGUUAACAUUAAACAUUGUGAUGGAAGUUAUGUUAAUUUUAAUAAAAACAAAAUAAUUGAUAAUGUUUCCAUUUCAAACACUACAACACAAAAACCAGUCCACUUUAAACCUUGUGUUGGAAGUUAUGUUAAUUUUAAUAAAAACAAAAUUAUUGAUAAUAUUCCCAUGUCAAGUACUAAAACAACACAAAACCCAAUCAACAUUAAACCUUGUGAUGGAAGUUCUGUUAACUUAAAUGAAAACAAAAUUAUUGAUAAUGCUUCUAUGUCAAACAAUAAAAAAAGUAAUGAACCAAAUAAUCUUAAACCUUAUGAAGAAAUUGAUGUCAACUUUGAUAAAUUCAAAAUAAUUAACAGUGCUUCAACGUCAAAGAGUAUUAUAAAAAAUAAACCAAAUAAUCCUAAAUCUUGUAAUCAAAAUUAUAUACAUUUUAAUAAAAACAAAAUAACUGAUAAUGCCUAUAUGGCAAAUAGUACAACAAAAAAUAAAUCAAUUAAUCCUGAAUCUGAUGAGGAAAAUAUUGUCAACUUUAAUAAAAGCGUAAUAAUUGAAAAUGUAUCUACAUCAAAUAAUAAAUCAAUUAACCUUGAACCUUGUGAUCAAAGUUAUGUCCAUUUUAGUAAAAACAAAAUAUCUGAUAGUGCCUCUAUGCCAAAUAGUAUAACAACAAAUAAACCAAUCAAUCUUGAACCUUAUAAGGAAAAUUGUGUCAACUUCAAUAAAAAUCAAACAAUUGACAAUGUUUCUACGUCAAAUAUUAUAUCGGUUAAUCUGGAACCUUUUGAUCAAAGUUAUAUCAACUUUAAUUAUCAACCUAAAGAUGAAAUAAAUUAUCCAACAAUUAAUUCUAUUGAAAAGAAUGAUUUUGAUUGUGACAUUGUUUGUAAUUCUCAUGUAGUAAAUGCCGAAAUUGAUACUAAAAGUGAAAUCAAAGUGGAAGAUUAUUUUUACUACGAUACUGCUGCUAUAAAGUAUAAUUUUAAAUCUGAAAAAAGCCCAGGACUUGAAACAAAACCAUUUGAAAUUUGUAAUUUAAGUGAUAGCACUAUAAUAAUAAAUAAAAACGAUUCUGAAGAAGAAUUUGAAAUAGUAGAAAAAUGUAAUGAUAAUGAAUCAGAAAAUAUUUUGUCAUCAGCCAAAAUAAAAACCAUCCAUGGGUUUACUCAAACAAAAGAAACACACAUUUUAAAAGAUGAACAUAAACCAGCUCUUGCAAUAACUGAAAGUGAAAAAAAAAUAAAUACAUCAACAUUAUUAAUUGAACCACCUCAAUUCAAAAACCUUUUUGAUUCAAGUGAUACCAUUAGCUCAAAAUCAUAUCAAAUUUGUCCAAUGUUGCCACACAUAUCUGAAAACAAUGAGCCUGUUAAUAAUUUAUUUGACCUACCUGUUGAAGAUAUUUCUUUCUCAUUAAAUAACAAUAGCUCUGAUGAUGAUGAUGAUGAUGAUGAUAAUAGAUUACUGAUUGAUAAUGAACCAAAUCAUGAUGGCAUUAUUAAUAAAAAUUCAACAUGUAUUCUUAAAUCAGCUGACAGCUCAAAAGAUGAAAGAACUAUAAAUUGUUUAUCUUCAGCUCCAAGCAUUAAAAAUUUUACAACAGAAAUUGAGUUUUGUGAAAAGAAGUUAAUAAAUCCAAAAAAGAAACAAUCUUCCGAAAUAAAUCUUAUCAAAAAUAAAAAAGAGCGCAUUAUUGAAGAAAAAUCUGAACUAUUAAAUUACUAUACUCUGUUCAGCGAAAGACCGCACCGUCGAAAACUGGUUCCCCCGCGCAACACCCUGCCAUUGGGUAACUGGUUUCGAUACCAUAGUGAUGCAGAAGGAUGUGCAGAAUCAGCAUGUUCUCUCGCUGAACAGAGUAUAAAAUUGUCGUUAAACCCUAUUUUACCAAAGAAAAAAAGUGUUAUUUCUAAUAAUAAUUGUGAGAAUACAGAAUUAAAAGAAAAAAAAUACUCUUUAGAUGAUUGCAUGUCUUUUGAAAUGUGCAAUGAAUUUUAUAAAAUAAAAUCAUUACAUAAAAGCAUUGUUAGUAAAAAUGAAUCAUUACCAAAGUAUAUCCAAGAUAUAUUGAAAGAAAUGUAUGUUGAUGAAUUGUUUGUAUCUACAUGCCAACAUAUGGUAGACUUAUAUAAUGAUGAUGAUCAAUUAAAAAAUGACGUUUUUAUUCAAACAGAUGAAUGUAGAAAAAUUCUAUCUGAGAAAUCGGUCCUUAUAAAUAAAAAUGUUGAAGAAAAAAAAUAUUCUGAAUUUAACCAGUCGAUUUCAACCAAUUUGGAUACAUUGUGGAGAACAGAAAUUAAUUAUGGAAACCAAGAAACUAAUAUACCCAUUAAUCCUACUACUAAAGAAAAUAAUUCUGUUUAUCUGCAAAAACCAAAUGAAUUAAGAAAGUCAAAUUCAACCAAUGUAGAAACAUUGUGGAGAACAGAAUUUAAUUAUGGAAACCAUGAAACUAAUGAACCCAGUAAUCCUACUACUGAAGAAAAUAAUUUUGUUUCCCUGCAAAACCCAAAUGAUGUAAAACAUAAAUAUCCAGAAUUAAGAAAGUCAAUUUCAACCAAUGGAAAAACAAUAUUAAAAUCAGAAAUUAAUAACCUUAACCAACAAAAAAAAACUAUUAUAACACAAAAAAUGAAUUCCUUACAGAACAAGACAAAAAAUGUUAAAAGUAAUAUGAAAAUCAGGAUUCACUUGAGAGAGUUCAUACAAUCAAAUAAACCACUUGAUGAAAUUUUAGAAUCCAAAGAAUUCAGAAAUUUAAGAUUUUUUGGCGAGGAAGAGAUUGCAGGUUCAAUUGGUGUUUUUGUUUUUGAACAAACAAUUGAUACUCCAAUUAUAACUGGAUUGUCAGUAUACAGAGAAAAUUAUGACCAAUUAAACAAUGAAGAGAAAAAUAAAAUACUGGCGUCUACAAAUUUGAAUAUUACUUGUCCAAAAAUAACGAUUCUAACCUCGAUCACAAUGGCAUUAGUAAAAAUGUUAAGAAGUGAUACAUUAAUUGAUGUUAUCUUAAAUGUUAUUCGGAGAAAUGUGCUCAAAAAGCAUAUGAAUACUGAACACACAAUUGAUGAUCAAUUAAUUAAACAAGUGGUAUACUUCAUUGACAUUUGUGUUAGAUUAAGACAGCUGAAAACUCUUCAGAUAUUUAUUUUUGAUUCAAUGGUCUUAUUACCUAACAAAUAUUGUUGUAUCAUAUUUAUAUCUUUGUUGAUGUGGAAAAAUUGCUUACCUAGAAGUAUAAAUAUUGAAGAAGACCCAGUUAUUAUCACCGCGAUGUCAUUUUUGAUUGCAAAAAAGAAACUUUAUUCUGAGGAAACUGUUGGUUGUGAUAUUUUCCAAAGAGAACUGAUCAACUUACUUUCUUUUCAUUUCAAUUACACAUUUAGCAUAGAAAUGCCAACUAAUUUCAUUCAACAUAUACAUAAACCUGAUUUUUUUAUAUCCGUGGUCAUGUUUUUAAAAUGUUGUGAUCCUAAAGACCUAGUGGAAUUCAUGGUCAAAUGUCUGUUUCCCAUAAUUGAUAAUUAUCUGAAUACUCAACAAAACGAAGUGUAUGCCAUACAAACUAUGGAUUCGAUAAACAUAGCAAUCAAACCAUUCAAGAUAACUUGUAAUACUACUGUAGCCACUUAUCUAAUGAAAUGCAAAGAUCCAAUAAAUGGUUUUAAGAAAAAUGGAAAAGAACAUGUUUAUAACACUAUCUAUAAUAGUUACAAAGUAUUGCAGGAUAAAUUUAUUGAAUAUCUGAAUAACGGCCGACCUCGUUCUCAAUACAUUGAAGAGUCAUUGAUAUCAAUCAUUUUGGUGUUAGGAUCUGUAGAUUAUUUGACCAGCUGUAUGUGUUUGAUGCAAUGGAAACCAAAAUUUGAAUUGUCUGCAAUCUUAUCUAAAAAAAUUGUCAUGUUCAAAUCGAUUAUAGGCAAUAAUAUUGUAUGGGAUAAACUAUGUGCCAUAGACGACAUAAAUACAUUGAAGUGUUUGGUAAACAGCUGUUUAUUGAAUAAAGAUGUGUAUGGUACAAUUAUACAACUUCAUAAUCUUUGUUAACAAUUGAAGUGUAGUUUUAAGACUUCAAAAGAUUUGAAGAGACUUGACUGACAAUGUCUGUGAUAUUUUAAUUAUUGAACUCUUAUGAUCUAUAACACCAUUUAUAUAAUUAAUCUAAUUUUAAUUAACAACACACAAAUUGAUUUGCUGUAAUGAUAUUUAGUCAUAAAAACAUGAGUAACCUCAAUUACAAUAAUAUUACAUUACUAUUGUUAAAUUAUAAGUAUGUUGGAUAAAUUAUUAUUUUCUUAUAUUAUUAUUAAUAUUUAUAUUUCUUAAUGUAUGUUCUUUCUAUGUAUGAAUAAAAAAAAUUAAAUUUAAUGAAA